Molecule: messenger RNA, 1677 nt
Organism: Nymphaea colorata (pocket water lily)
Lineage: Eukaryota; Viridiplantae; Streptophyta; Magnoliopsida; Nymphaeales; Nymphaeaceae
Product: protein JINGUBANG
Exons: 1
Coding region: 125-1411 (428 amino acids)
Molecular function (GO): protein binding
Source: RefSeq, a predicted model, not a curated record
UCUCUGUCUUUCUCUCUCUGUCCCUCCCUUCCUCCCUCCUCAAGAAUCAAUCUGUGGCUAAAACGGGUUAAUUGUUCUUCCCCUUCCUCCAUUUUCACCGGCUUUCAAGCUUCAGGAAAAAAGGAUGAGGUGCUUUGCAAAUGCUUCUCUUUCAACAAGCCCCAGCAGGAGAAGUCUCUUAGAAGAAGAAGCUGAUGUUUCUUCUUCUGAUGACAGCGUCCUGUCACAUCUAUUCAUUUCCGAGACAGAUUCCGAGUAUAUAUCGAGUCCUUCAUCAAAUGCUUCCUUCAAUGCCGGUCCAACAUUGAAUUGCGGCCGCGGGAAUUCAUUAGCUGUACUUUCCGGCCAUGUGGGAUCAGUUUCUUGCCUGGCUCUCUGCGGCGAAUUCGUGCUCAGCGCAUCUCAAGGCACGGAUAUCCGAGUUUGGCAGCAGCCGGACCUUCGGCAGUUUGCAAAGUUCGGCCAUGGAGAUGGCUCGGUUAAGGCGCUGGUUGCAGCGGGGAACAGGGUCUUCACUGCCCAUCAGGACUCGAGGAUCAGAGUCUGGAAAGUGAGCAGAAGCUCCGAGAAUGCCUUCCGAUUGAUCGCCACCAUGCCAACAACCAGAGACUAUCUCGGCAAGUUCAUGAAGCAGAGCAAUUAUGUGCAAACUAGGCGGCACCACCGGCGUCUAUGGAUCGAGCACGCGGACAGCAUCUCCUGCUUGGCUGUCUCGAAUGGCUUCAUAUACUCCGGCUCAUGGGACAAGACCCUCAAGAUCUGGAGAAUUUCAGAUCUCAAAUGCCUCGAAUCCAUUGUUGCGCACGACGACGCAAUCAACGCAGUUGUAGCUCACAGAGGACUAGUGUACUCUGCAUCAGCCGAUGGCAAGGUGAAGGUGUGGAACAAGAACAAUGCUUCUUCUUUUAGCUGGAAACAUUGCCUGUGGAGUCUACUAGAGGGACACAAGGAUGUGUCUCUGAACUCAAUAGUUGUAUGUGAGGAUGGGAGAUUGGUAUAUGGGGGGGAGUCAGAUGGGUAUGUCAUGGGGUGGGAAGGGGAUGCUGAGUGUCAGAAAUGGAAGUUGGUAUGUGAAGUUAGAGCACAUGCCAUGGCUGUGCUGUGUUUGUGUUCAGUGGGGGAGUUUCUCUGCAGCGGUUCUGCUGAUAAGAGCAUCAGAGUUUGGAAGAGAGAGAUUGGUGGUGGGCUUUCCAAUUUGAGGGUUAUAUGUGGGCAUGAGGGGCCAGUUAAGUGCCUGCAAGCUUCUUCACCCAGUGUUGGAGGAGGAUUCAUUCUGUACAGUGGGAGUCUUGAUAAAAGUCUGAGGGUUUGGUGGGUUCCUAAGGAUUGUGAUGCAGAGAAUGAGAAUGAUCCUUAUACUAUAUACAAGAAAGAUCAGAAAGAGAGGCAUGUUAUUGCUGUGCCUGUAUAAAUUUUUCAUUACUGGAGCUGCGGAUUUUUUUUUUUUUUUUUUUUUUUUGGUUUUUGGCUUUCAGGGGAUAGUAAAAAAGAUUGAUACCGUGAGCUUUGAUUGCUGCCCAUAGCGGAAAAAUAGGCAAAUGACGCUUUUUUUUUUGUCAUGUUUGAAUGUGUGUAAAAACAGGGGUUUGUUUUAAGAUUGACAUACUAGAAGCAUUGUGAUUUUUUUUUUUUUGGGGUAUCAAUAACAUUCCAGUUUGGUUUGUGGAUUCUUUUAAA